AUGGUACUUCCAUCGUUUGACCUACUAUCGAAUGCAUCUGAAAAACUUAGUGAAUUAGAAACAGCUCUUGAAGAAUUAGAUCAAAUCAAGCUGUUCACAGAUGUUGGUAGACGAAGGAGAAGGCGAAGAAAUGAAGCCUUGUAUGGUAUGGGUUUCGAAUCAGAAGAUCAUGAUUAUUACAUACCUGUGGAAUCAUGCUGUGAUAUUGCCUUCUAUACUGAAGAAGAAUACAAAAAGCAUUUAGAUAGUCAUAUUGAAGUUCAUGAUAGUGGUCUGUUUGAUACAAUCUAUCGUCAAACAUGUGAUAAAUCUGUAAAAAUUUGGAGAGAAAGUCGCAAAAGAAAUUACUCACCUUUGGGAAGAGUUGAAGCUAGAAAGAAACUUGUUGCAGGACGUAUGGAAAGAGGACAGAUAUUUGAGACACCUUAA
Molecule: messenger RNA, 429 nt
Organism: Trichobilharzia szidati
Lineage: Eukaryota; Metazoa; Platyhelminthes; Trematoda; Strigeidida; Schistosomatidae
Source: the annotation of a GenBank genome assembly